AUGUUCCCAGACGAAGGGGGCGGAAGUUCUGACUCUAGGUCGGACAGCAGCGAAGACGAGGUGACGGAACACGUGACCCCAACACCAACCAUGGCCGCUGCCAGGGCACAGGUGCCAACGAUAAGCGUAACGCCACACAGUCCAGGCGUUCUCGACGACAGCCUCCAACAGUUGCGCCGGUUACAUGCGGCGGUACAGCGCAUGAGAGCAGCGCCAUUGCCGCUUUUGGCAACAGGCACGAGUCGCCUUAGUACGUCAUGUCCAUCUCUCUGUAAAGAUGGCGUUGUUGAGCCGGAGUGCUCUUCACCCACACACUUGGACUUCUACCCGCAGAGUAGGAAAGGAAGCUGCGAGUCCCGGCAAUGGGGUGGCUGGGACAGACGCGACGAAGGAAGACGCAGUUCCUGGGCAGCGCUCGAACCCGGAGCAAGAUUACAAGACACACCGAGGCAGCGUGCUCUAAAUGGCCACAGCGCUUCCCUGUCGUCCAUGGAGUCGGAGGGCGAAGUACCGAGGCCGGUGCGACACUCGACGCACUCCUUAAACGACAAUGAUCUCGCAAAGGAGUUCGAGAAGGUGACGGCGGCGCUCCGCGCGGCGGGCGCGGCGGGCGCGGCGGGGGCCCGCCUGGCGCCGCGCCUGCCGCUGCAGAAGUCCGUGUCCACGCCCAGCAUCGUGGCCGCCGUGCACCCCGCGCAGCCGCCGCCCGCCGCCAACGCCUUGUCCACGGGGGGUGCGAGCGAGACGGAAAGUGACGAGGACGCGUCCGCGCCGGCCCCACAGCUACCGGGCCGACGGACCAAUAACACGGACCUCGGCUUACAUCGGCUGGCUUUCUUGGAACAAGCGACGUAUGAUCAUCACGCUGAAAAGCGACGAAAAAGGGGCAGCUUAUUCUUCAGAAAGAAAAAGGACAAGUCGCGCAAGGCCGCGCACUCGUGGCAGGCGGCGCCGCCCGCCGGCCACUGCGACUGGUGCGCGCGCGCCCUCGCCGACGCGCCCGCGCUGCGCUGCGACCAUUGUACUAUGACAGUGCACCAAAAUGUGUGUAAAGACUACAUCGUGGAAUGCAACAAACCUAAAUCUUCCAAGACUUCAGUGGGUAAAUCUCUGACAACCAGCAGUGGAAAAAGCAGCAAAAGGAGUUCCGUGUCCGGACAAUCGCAAAAUUCAAAUAGCACGAGUCACAUUUACAACGAUGAAAAGGACGGAUCAGAUCACAAGCAUGAUCAGAGCAAUGCAUCCGAUGAUGCGGGAGCGACAGAGUGGCCGGAGGUGUAUAUAACUCCAGACCAGCUCGGUGAAGAGGCUAUAUUACUGGGGCUGGGGGCUUCGGAGCCUGAUACCUGGGCGGCAGGGGCACCCAAAGGACUCGCUAAGUCAAUCGGCGAUAGAGAGACGAAGCGACAGGAGCAUAUAUAUGAACUUAUUUUGACAGAAAAACAUCAUUGUCUUACAAUACGACUUAUGCAAAAGAUGUUCGCGGAGGGCAUGUCGCGGCUGGGCGGCGUGUCGGAGGCGCAGGUGGCGCGCAUGUUCCCGCGCCUGGACGAGCUGUGGGCGCUGCACGCGGCGCUGCUGGGCCGCCUGCGCGCGCGCCAGCGCACACAGCCGCGCGUCGCCUCCGUCGCCGACAUCCUGGCCGACACCUUCGCGCCGCCCGCGCACCACCGGCUCAAGGCCGCGUACGGCGAGUUCUGCGCGCGACACCGCGACGCGGUGGAGGUGUUCAAGGAGUGUUGUGCGCGCGAGCCGCGCCUGGCGCGCUUCAUACGAAAGUGUCAGCAGAACCCGCUGCUGAGGAAGAAGGGUGUACCUGAAUGUGUGCUAUUUGUAGCACAGCGACUCACGAAGUAUCCGUUGUUGUUGGAGCCAUUACUAAAGACAGCAGGAGAUGACGUCACAGAGAGAGAACUACUGCAGAAAGCUCUGUGCGGCGUCAAGGAAAUAUUAGUGGAUGUAGAUAACCAAGUAGCAGCUAAGGAACGAGAGGACCGGAAGUUAGAAAUAUACCACCGUAUCGACGCUAAAUCCUUCUCAAACUUCCGGGGGAGGAAAUUUAAGAAGAGUGAUAUACUUCAAGGCAAUAGGAGCCUAAAAUUUGAGGGUGUAGCAACAUUGAUGCAGGGACGGAGUAAGAUGCAAACAUUGCUUGUGAUAGUUUUAACGGAUGUGUUGUUUUUCUUGCACGACAACAACAAUAAAUAUACUUUCUUCACACCAGACAACAAAACGGGUGUGGUGUCCUUGUGGAAGCUACUGGUGCGCGAAAAGGCCGGAGCAGAGGGUCGUGGCCUGUACCUCAUCUGCAACGGGCCGCCCGAGCCCGAGAUGUUCGAGCUGCGCGUGCACCGCCCCAAGGACAUCGCGCACUGGAUACACGCCGUCAGAGCUGCAGUACAAAGUUGCCCAGAGGAGGUAGAAGAGAUGGAAGCGGGUCUGACGGCUACCUCUGCGGAGGAGAGGCAGAGGCAGCUUGAAGCGAGGCACGAGAAUAUAAGACUGAUAACAGAGGCUUUAAGGGCUAAAGACAGAGAGCACGCUCAACUUCUAGAAGAGAAAAUGGCUUUACACAUGAAGAUGGUGGGUCACACGGGAUCUUCUACACUAGACGUACCUAACACAGGCGGGUCAUCACACUUAUUCCCGGGCGGGCUGGUGUUCCCGGAGUACGUCCGGUUGGCCGCGCCCUCGCCCCACACGCAUGCGCUAUGGCAAGAGGUCUGCAAGGUCGUCAAGGAUGCGUUGGAGGCGUCCAGUGCGGGCUGGUCCAUGUGGGCGGGGGGCGGGGCGCUCGGCCGCUCCACCAGCUCGGCGGGGGAGCGCCACUCCUCCACGUACCAGAGCCCCGCCCUGCCGCGUCGCGCGGACACCUUCGCGGGCUUCGACGCGCAACAGCAUCGCGGUGUAGCAGUUCGACUGUCAGCAUCAGAUACACCCACUACGGAGGGUGGAGAGGGGGAAGGUCGCGGAGAGAGUGAUCUUCAGGCGAAGAUCUUCAGGGACGAAGCCGAUGCGGCACUUAAACUACAACAUGCUAUAUACACCCUCGCUUGUAUAGUUUGGCAGCAGCUCACUACAAUACACAGCCUAGAGGCGCAAGUGUGCGCAUGGCGAGCUAGCGGUGGCGGGGCGGCGGGAGCGGGGGCGGCGAGAGCCCACGACGCGCAGCUGGAGGAGCUGCGGCACGCGCAGGCGCGCCUCACGGCGGAGCGCGCCGCGUGGGAGGCGCAGCGGGCCGCCGACAACGACGCGCUCGACCGCGAACGGAGACAGCUGCAAGCCGCGAGGAAAGAGUUAGAGGAGCAACAAAAGGACGUAGAACAACAGAGGGAACGACUGUACCGACGACUGGAGCGACUGCAGCAACACGGUGGAUCACAGGAAGAAAUUGCGAGUGUCGGGACGUUGUCGCCUGAUUCGAGUGUCAGCGAUACGAAUAGACGGAAAGAACCAAAGUGGAGAACCAGCCGCGGCUCGUCGUCGUCGGAGAGCGCGUGCGCGCCGCCGCAGCUGCUGUCGGCGCACAACGAGACGCGCGUGGCCGUGCGCGCGCCCGCGCAGCCGGUCGUGAAACAGCAGUUACCACUAAAACUGGCGAGUGGUAAGAGCCAGCAGCCGCCCCCCGGCUACCAUCGCUUGCACGAGUCGCCGAGCGAACAAAGUCAAGGCCUUGUAAUCCACCACACUCGUACCGGAAGCUCCCCUGCGCCGCUCCCAUCGCAGCAACAGUUUAACAACAACAAGGCCACUAGGACAAACACUUACCCCAAGCUACCGGACAAGUUCCGCAUCCGGCCGGCAGACACGCCCACGCACGCGGCCACGCCCCACGCCUCCCCCGCCCCCGAGGAGGAGGUCAUCUACUUCUGA
Molecule: messenger RNA, 3873 nt
Organism: Melitaea cinxia (Glanville fritillary)
Lineage: Eukaryota; Metazoa; Arthropoda; Insecta; Lepidoptera; Nymphalidae
Gene: cyst
Product: rho guanine nucleotide exchange factor 28
Exons: 32
Coding region: 1-3873 (1290 amino acids)
Biological process (GO): regulation of Rho protein signal transduction
Molecular function (GO): guanyl-nucleotide exchange factor activity
Source: RefSeq, a predicted model, not a curated record